AUGGAUACCGCUAGCUCGUCCACCAUAAACGGCCGCCACCAACCUGCCUCCAACACCCCCAUCCUCGUCCUCGAACCCAUCAACGAUACCUUUGCCCUAAAGUCGCUCGACCUACCAGACCAGGUCAAGGUCAAGAUUGGCCGCCAGACAGGCGUCACUACUGCCCCUCACCCCUCCAACGGAUACUUUGACUCCAAGGUCCUCAGUCGUGUCCACGCCGAGGUCUGGUCAGAAGCAGGAAAGGUCUAUAUCCGAGACCUCAAAUCCAGCAACGGCACCUUCCUCAACGGCAAGCGACUCUGUCAUGAGAACACCGAGAGCGAGUGCUUCGAGUUAAACCAGAAUGAUGGCCUCGAGUUUGGUAUUGACAUCAUGGACGAAAAUGGCGCGUUGCUCCACGAGAAGGUGUCUUGCAAGAUUUACAUCUCGAAAAUGUCCUAUCCCACGCCAGGGAGUUCUCCACAAGACUCGCACGCAAAGCUCAAACCGGUCUCGCCGUCUGCCUCGGGUGUCAACUCAAUCAAGACCAAUUCGACCCCGGCUCAUGGGGGUCAAAGUGACAACAUUGACCUCAUCAUUUCACGGCUACAGAGCGAGCUUACACGUUCACAGGAGACAUAUGCAGACUUGGGCUUUUUGAAGCAUGGACUAGGAGAGCUCGAAAAGGCGUUUGUUGUCAAUACGUCCGACAAGGAUCGACACCCGCCUACUACGACACUGACCAAUGGAUAUUCAACCUCCGCCAAUGGUCACACUUCUCAUCUCAAAGGCUCCCCGGCCGCCAUCGAAUAUGAGCGCAUCCUCAAGGAAAAGGACCUGGAACAUGCGGCUGAAAUAUCACGGAUGGCUGAUAGUUUGCGGCAAGCAAGGGCAGAGGCAGAAAGUCACAGGAUACAGCUGGGCCCACUCACGGCAGAGAACGAGUCUCUAUUCGAAAGUCUCGAUCAAAGUAACUCGGGACUUGCGGAGGCAAACUCCAAGAUGGGUCAUAUCAUGGCAAGCAUGGACGAGAUGACUGUACGACACAGGGCAGAGAUUGAGGAUCAACGGAGGCAUCAUGAAGUAGCAGUGGCAGAUCUGGAGUUGAUACACAAAAAAAAGAUUGACCAACUUGUACAAGAUGCAGAUUUGGAGCAGGAAGUCAUGGCGGCAAGGCACAAGGAGGAGCUAGCAGCAGUUCUCGACCGAAAUGAUGCUCUUCAGCAGCAACAAAAUUGUCGGGAUCUCGGGAGAGAGAUUCAGCAACUCAAGGAGGAAGUGCAAGAGUUACGACAGGCAGACCAAUCAAAGAAAAACGUCAUUGUGGAUCUGGAAAAAACGAACGCGGACCUGGAGAAGCGAUUGAAGGACACCAAAGUAGAGCUGGAGAAGUCAUUGCAACAAGAGUCGCACCUGCAGCAGAGGAACAACAAAAGCGAUCUCGAGUCCCUUACGCCAACAGUUCAAUCGUCCAGCAAAAACGUCAUCUUGGAAGAAUUAGGGGACAGGAGGGCAGGAAGCAGUUCAACUACCAGCACAAGUUCCAAUGCCUCGAUAUUGGCCACGGAUCCACCCAUCAAAACCACUGCGGCACAUUCUCUCGACGAGCAUUGCGAUUCCAGACAUGAGUUUUCCUGGACACAAUUCGUAUUCCCUAUGGCCAAGAAGAAUAACGCCUGCAUGGGCCAACCAUCGACGCUGCUUCUUUCAGGAGGAUUUAUGCUAGUCGGAUUGGGAGUGUAUGCACUGUGGCACAAGGCUGGCAUGCCGUUCGAUUAA
Messenger RNA from Linnemannia hyalina, 1758 nucleotides. The record is from the annotation of a GenBank genome assembly. NCBI's taxonomy places the organism in Eukaryota, Fungi, Mortierellomycota, Mortierellomycetes, Mortierellales, Mortierellaceae.